Microthlaspi erraticum is the source of this 735-nucleotide messenger RNA. The record is from the annotation of a GenBank genome assembly. NCBI's taxonomy places the organism in Eukaryota, Viridiplantae, Streptophyta, Magnoliopsida, Brassicales, Brassicaceae.
AUGGAACCUUAUCUUAUCAUUGAGAGAAUUGGAGCUGUGGCUUAUCGUCUAGAACUACCAGCAGAACUAGAAGCAUUUCACGAUGUGUUUCAUGUCUCUGUAUUACGGAAAGUGGUUGCAGAAAAGGAGUUGAUCAUACCACAGCCACCUAAAGACUUGGAGCUAGAUUUGUCAGUUAAGGGAAGACCUGUGUCAAUCCUAAGCCGUAGAGAUGGUGGCUCAAUGGGAAAGAAAGCUCGAACAGUUCAAAUAUGUUGGGAAAGAGAUGGUAUUCAGGAGGUAACAUGGGAGACUGAACAACACAUGAGACAAGAUUAUCCUGAACUCUUUACUGAGGAUAGUGGAGUUUUGAAUUCAGGGACGAAUUCUCUAGAAGUGGGGGAGAAUUAGAAAUCUCAGUUUUCCAGUUUUGCUUCCAGUUUCUGCUUGAGGUUUUGGGGGAAGGAUUCCGGUCGAACCCGAACGAUUCAGACCAGAUUGGUGGUAGAUCCAGAUAGAGGGAGUGUCAGAGAAGGCAAGGGAGUCGAAGUUGGUACCAUAGGAGGUUCAGUUUUCCUACAACAGUCUCAAUCCGUUUUCAGCCAAAUUCAGAGAGGAAGAAUCGAGCUAUGGGCCAUGGUCUUCCCUCGAAACUGGACUGUGAUGGGCCGACGGGUUACAUGCAGGUCACGAACGGCUGACGAGCCCGGUAUGGGAGUGUAUGAGCUACGGCUGCCUCCAAGCAUGAGGUUAUGA